CCUCUGGUAUUGUGAGUUCCUACGGAAAGCUGAAAGGGACAAUUCUGUGUUGUUGGUGUGAAAAAUCAGCUAGCUACUUUUGCUAGAACAUGGCAGCACAUUUGAAAAAACGAGUUUAUGAGGAAUUUUCCAAAGUUGUUCAGAUUCCUCUUGAAGAAGCUCCAGUGAAGAAGCUGCGCCUGUCCAAGCCCAGUAAAUCCGCAGCGCUGCACAUCGACCUCUGCAAAGCCGCCAACGCCACCGACGCGCUGCAGUACCUUCUGGAGUUCGCACGCAAACCGGUGGAGGCGGAGAGCGUGGAGGGUGUGAUCCAGAUCCUGCUGGAGCAUUACUACAAGGAGUCUGAUAACUCAGUGAGGCUGAAAAUCGCAUCUCUUCUGGGUUUGCUGUCCAAAACAAACGGCUUCAGCCCUGACUGCGUCGUAGACGACGUCAUUAAUACGCUUGGAAAUGAGAAAUCCCAUCAGGUUCUGGCUCAGCUGCUGGACUCCCUGCUGGCGAUCGGAGGCCAGCUGCCAGAGAGUCUGGCUGUCAGGCGGCGGCUCGUCCAGGUGGCCUGCAAGCUUCUCUCCGAUACGAACUUCGGGGUGAGGAACAAAUGUCUGCAGCUGCUGGGGUUCCUGGGGACCGUGGAAACGCCUCUGACCAAAGACGGCGAGGGACCGAGCUCAUCGCUAGGAGGAGUCCGGGACGUCCAGAGUAUCAUCAGUACCUACUUCUCAGACCAGGACCCCAGAGUGCGCACUGCAGCGCUCAAAGCCAUGCUGCAGCUUCAUGAGAGAGGAAUGAAGAUUCAUCAGAUCAUUUAUGAACAGGCCUGCAGGUUGCUGUCUGACGACUAUGAACAGGUCCGCUCUGCCGCUGUUCAGAUGGUCUGGGUGCUCAGCCAGCUCUACUCAGAAAGCAUUGUGCCCAUCCCAUCGUCCAAUGAGGAGAUCCGGCUGGUUGACGAUGCAUUUGGGAAGAUCAGUCACAUGGUGAGCGACGGUUCCUGGAUGGUUCGGGUGCAGGCAGCUAAAACCCUGGGCUCCAUGCUGCAGGUCAGCCAUCACUUUCUGGAGCAAACUCUGGAUAAGAAGCUCAUGUCGGAUCUCAGAAGGAAGCGCACGGCUCACGAACGAGCCAAAGAGCUCUUCGCAUCCGGAGAGUUCUCCUCUGGCAGGAAGUGGGCCGAUGAUGCCCCCAAAGAGAAACUGGACACCAACACCGUCAACCUCAUCGCCUCGGGGGCCUGCGGUGCUUUCGUCCACGGCCUCGAGGACGAGAUGUUUGAGGUUCGAAUCGCUGCAGUGGAGGCUCUCUGCCAGCUCGCCCGCUCGUCUCCCAGCUUUGCCGAAAAGUGCCUCGAUUUCCUCGUCGACAUGUUUAAUGAUGAGAUCGAGGAAGUCAGGCUGCAGUCCAUCCACGUGCUGAGAGAAAUCUCGACCCACAUAACGCUCAGGGAGGACCAGCUGGACACCGUGCUGGCCGUCCUGGAGGACUCGUCUCGGGACAUCAGGGAAGCUCUCCAUGAGCUGCUCUGUUACACCAACGUCUCCACCAAGGAGUGCAUCCAGCUGGCGCUGUUGGAGCUGCUGAAGAACCUCAACAAAUAUCCCACCGACCGAAACUCCGUCUGGAAAUGUUUGAAGUUUCUUGGAUCUCGCCACCCAACACUGGUGUUGCCGCUGGUUCCUGAGCUGCUCAGCACUCACCCGUACUUCGACACACCGGAGCCUGACAUGGACGACCCAGCCUACAUCGCGGUUCUGGUUUUGGUGUUCAACGCCGCCAAGUCGUGUCCCACCAUGCCGGCGCUGUUCUCCGACCACACCUUCAGGCACUACGCCUACCUGAGGGACAGCCUGUCGCACCUCGUUCCCCCACUCAGGUUGCCCAGCAGGAAGCAGGUUUACAGUCUAGACUCCGUGGACUCAGGAUGCGGUUCUGGUUCGGUGGAGUCGGCCAAACUCUUCCUCCAGCAGAGUCUCAACAGGGUCAGCACCAUCCAGAACUUGGAAACACCUGGAGCGCAGGACCUGUUGAACUUCACCAUACGAGAUCUGCAGCGGCUGGGUGAGCUGCAGACUGAGCUUGCUGGAGCUGCUGAUUUCUGUGCUACAUACCUGCGCUGUCAGCUGCUGCUCAUGAAGGCCCUGCAGGAGAAGCUGUGGAACAUGGCCGUCCCUCUCUGCCUGAAACAAAACGUCACUGCUACAGCUGCAGCUCAGCAGAUUUUAGAGGAAACCUACAAGCUGGAGUUUCUGUACAGCAGUUUGGAAAGCAGGGAGGUGGCGACCAUACACCAUGUUCGCCUUCAGGCCAAAGCCUUGCAGCUGGUCCUGACGGCCCGAACCAGACCAGGGUUGGAUCUUCUCAUCAGCAGCUGUGAGAAGUUCCUGCAGGAGAUCGAGUCUUUUCAGAGGAUGUUCCUGACAGAGCUACCCCACCUCCAGGACAGCUUUGUGGACAAACUUUUGGAGAUCAUGCCGCGGCUCUUGUCUUGUAAACCUGUGGAGCUGGUGAAGAUUCUCCAGACGACACUGAGACAGAGCGGCCUGCUGCAGCUCAGGCUACCUGAACAGAUCCAUCGCGCCACAGCCACCAUCAUCGAGCCAACAGGCGAGUCAGAUAACCCGCUGAGGUUCACGUCCGGCCUGGUGGUGGCGCUGGACAUCGACGCCACGCUGGAGCACGUCCAGGAUCCCCAGGAUAAGGUCAAAGUUCAGGUCCUGUAUCCAGACGGCCAAAGUCAUGUGAUCCAUCCCAAACCGGCAGACUUCAGAAAGCCGGGACCGACCAGACACCGGCUCAUCACCCAGGUUUACCUCUCUCACACCGCCUGGACGGAGCCUUCACAAGUCGAGGUGCGCCUCCUGCUGGCCUACAGCUCCUCUUCAUCCUCUCCGUCUUCAUCCAACAAGUCUGGAUGGAGCGACAGCAUCGACGGCCUCCCACCAGCAGAGGCCGCCGUCGAAGGAACGAUCCCGUUCAGCAAGCCUGUCAAAGUCUACAUCAUGCCCAAACCUGCACGAAGAUAACCGGACCCCGAAUCUACGAGACACUGCUUCAGAUCUGACUGGAUUUUUAAAGCGCAGAUGGAAAUAUUUUUAUUUGGAUGGAAUUUUGUUUUUCACUCCACAAACGUUUGGAAAGCAUAUUGAUUUUAUUGGUUUUCAUGUAAUCAAACAGGCAGAAAUACACUUUCAUAUCAGCGUUUCACAGCAUUUCACUGAUUUAAUAGAACACAUAAGCACCAUUUCGAAUGUUUUAGACACUGUUGGUGCUGCAGGCUGUUAGAAAUACAUUUCUAUAAAAGUU
This is a messenger RNA of Xiphophorus couchianus (Monterrey platyfish), 3300 nucleotides long. It is a transcript of the gene ints4, whose product is annotated as integrator complex subunit 4. The coding region runs from base 90 to 3020 and encodes 976 amino acids. Gene Ontology annotation, cellular component: integrator complex. Gene Ontology annotation, biological process: snRNA processing. The record is from RefSeq and is a predicted model, not a curated record. The transcript has 24 exons. NCBI's taxonomy places the organism in Eukaryota, Metazoa, Chordata, Actinopteri, Cyprinodontiformes, Poeciliidae.